GUCAAAAAGGGUCCCCCAAACCUUCCUAUUUAAACGCACCCUCGCCCGUUGACGACCGGAGGUCUUUCUUUUCUUCUUUUUGUCGCUAGGGUUUCUUUGCACUCGGGAACAAAGACUUGGAAGUAUGAGGCCGGUGUUCUGCGGAAAUUUCGACUACGAUACUCGCCAGUCGGAGCUGGAGCGGCUCUUCGGCAGAUAUGGAAGGGUGGAUCGCAUCGACAUGAAAUCUGGGUAUGCUUUUGUUUAUUUUGAAGAUGAACGUGAUGCUGAAGAUGCCAUUCGAGGCCUAGACAAUAUACCUUUUGGCUACAGUAGGCGCAGACUGUCAGUUGAGUGGUCAAGGCAAGGAGAACGUGGUCCACGACAUCGUGAUGGCUCUAGGUCAAUGGGAAACAUGAGGCCUACUAAAACACUUUUUGUUAUCAACUUUGAUCCAAUCCGUACAAGAGUCAGGGACAUUGAAAGGCAUUUUGAACCUUACGGGACGAUAUUAAAUGUUCGGAUUAGGAGGAACUUUGCAUUUGUGCAGUUUGAAACCCAGGAGGAAGCGACAAAGGCCCUUGAUUGUACAAAUAUGAGCAAGAUAUUGGAUCGUGUGGUAUCAGUCGAGUAUGCCUUUAGGGAUGAUGGGGAGUAUGGUGACAGGCGGGACAGCCCUAGAAGAAGUGGUUAUGGAAGGCAUGACAGCCCUUAUGGUCGCUCUCCUAGUCCGGUGUACCGCAGGGGGCGCCCAAGUCCUGACUAUGGUCGUGCUCGUAGUCCUGUGUAUGAUCGAUAUGAUGGACCGUAUAGUAGGAGCAGAAGUCCUGAUUAUGAUCGCUAUCCAAGCCGGUCUCCUGUUCGGAGGUCUAGGACUUGAAGCAUCUGGAUUCUGUGAGAAGUUCUGCAUUUUGAGCAAAUCACCAGUAGUUAUUAAGACUUUUCUGCAUCUGUUCCUUCUACUCUCUGGUCAGUCUUAGCAAGUGCACCAAUGUGGUUAUGUAAUAUUCUAUAAUUGGGUAUUAGAUUCUUGCCCCUUUUUUUUCUUGUAAAAUCUAUACUGCUAUGACUGGAUGUUAGUUUCUUCUUUAGGGUUUUAUAAGAUAAUUGCUAAUGGUUUUGUUCUCUUA
This is a messenger RNA of Phoenix dactylifera (date palm), 1109 nucleotides long. Its product is annotated as serine/arginine-rich splicing factor RS31-like. Gene Ontology annotation, molecular function: RNA binding. The record is from RefSeq and is a predicted model, not a curated record. NCBI's taxonomy places the organism in Eukaryota, Viridiplantae, Streptophyta, Magnoliopsida, Arecales, Arecaceae.